CGUCCGCGCAUUCCACUCAAGUCUUCGUGCGGGGAAGGCGGGCAGUCUGCGUCCAGCAGCCGGUCUCGAGCCACACGCAGGUCCUCACAGAGCGCUGCUGGCGAGAAGCGACAGAGCGACAGACGGGACAGACAGAGAAAAAAAGUGUCCGGCUGGGCUGCGCCGGCGACUCCUCCUGCCAUUUAAAGUGCCGAGAGGGCUGCCAAGCCGCCAGCCCCGACCAGGAGGACUCCGAACGAGCAGCAGGAUGAGAAGAAGCCUUUGAAGCGGCGAGCAGGUCCGCUCAGGUCCGCCACAGUCACGUCACGUCCGAAGCCGUCCUUGUCAGAAGGAAUAUGCGAGGAGAUCACGUGCUCUUCCUCGUCCUCCUGCCCGUCAUGAUGCCCGAGACAGGUGUCGGUGCCCAGCGGCGAGGAACGGACAGCAGCGGCAGGAGGUACAACCGCAUCCAGCACGGCCAGUGCUCCUACACCUUCCUGCUUCCCGAGAACGACGGCAACUGCCGAGAAGGCGCCGCCGAGCCGCACAGCGCGAACGCCCUGCAGAGGGACGCGCCGCAGGUGGACCAGGAGUUCUCCACGCAGAAGAUCCAGCGCCUGGAGCACGUCAUGGAGAACUACACGCAGUGGCUGCAGAAGAUUGAAAAUUACAUUCAAGAAAACAUGAAGAAUGAGAUGGUGCAGAUUCAGCAAAAUGCAGUCCAGAACCACACGGCCACCAUGUUAGAGAUUGGCACCAACUUGUUAAGCCAGACAGCGGAGCAGACACGAAAGCUGACGAACGUUGAAACCCAGGUGCUGAACCAGACGACCAGACUGGAAAUCCAACUUCUCGAGAAUUCGUUGUCCACCAAUAAGUUGGAGAAGCAGCUGCUGGUCCAGAUGAACGAGAUCAGUAAACUCUUUGAGAAGAACAGAUUUCUAGAGAAUAAAAUCCUAGAGAUGGAGGACCGGCACCGACUGGAGCUGGAGACCCUGCGUGCCGAGAAGGUGACCUUCCAGAAUUUGGUGGGACGCCAGAGUAACAUCAUUCAGGAGCUCGAGAAACAACUCAGCAAAGCCACGAGCAACAACAGCAUCCUGCAGAAGCAGCAGCUGGACCUGGCAGAGAUGGUCCACAACCUCAUAAAUCUGUACGCCAAAGACGGGGCAGUGCCAAACAGCACAGAAAAGGAAGACGAGGAGAAGAAGUUCCGAGACUGUGCCGACAUUUACAACGCGGGCUUCAAUAAAAGUGGCGUCUAUAACAUUAACAUCAACACCCUGUCAGAACCCAAAAAGGUUUACUGCAAUAUGGACGUCGCUGGCGGCGGGUGGACGGUCAUUCAGCACCGAGAAGAUGGCAGUGUGGAUUUUCACCGAAUAUGGAAAGAGUAUAAAAUGGGAUUUGGGAGUCUCUCCGCUGAGCACUGGCUUGGAAACGAAUUUGUCUUUCUGCUGACCAACCAAAGAGAAUACUCGCUGAGAAUCGAGCUGACCGACUGGGACGGCAAUCAAGCGUUCUCUCAGUACGACCGCUUCCACAUCGGGAACGAGAAGCAGAAUUACAGAUUGUUUCUCAAAAGCCACAGUGGGACCGCUGGCAAGCAGAGCAGCAUGGUCAUCCAUGGGGCCAACUUCAGCACCAAGGACGCCGAUAACGACAACUGCAUCUGCAAGUGCGCCCUGAUGCUGACCGGAGGUUGGUGGUUCGAUGCCUGUGGUCCUUCAAAUCUUAACGGAAUGUAUUACAGCCUCGGACAGAACCUUGGCAAACUCAACGGUAUCAAGUGGCACUACUUCAAAGGGCCCAGUUACUCCCUGCGCGCGACGACCAUGAUGAUUAGACCUCUGGACUUCUAAAUCAGCCCUGGCGUUACAAGAGCGACUACUGCCAGGCAGGCUUUUCAACCAACCAAGGGACAGGAAAAGCGAGACUUCCUCGAGCCGCAAAGGAGUGAGCCGGUGACGGGGUUUGAAGCGGUGAAUCGUGAUUGGCGACGCUCACGCUUAUUACCUGGCUGAUUGACGGCACGUUGCCUGCCAGACUUUGUGAUUUCAGCCCCGUAACUAAUUCUGCACGUCCUUCUUGAUACAGAAGUGAAAGCUCAUCGUUUAAGGAGUCACUUUUAGGGAGAUGGAUGAACUCGGACGUUACAAGCCCUUCGUGAGAAGGGAAGCAACGCCACGUGGAGCCACCAAGUGAGCCAGCACAUCCGAGCUCAGAGGGACAAUGGCACGUGGUGCCUACUCAGACUUUUCGAGCUUUCGAAGGUGGCGUUGGCGCUCAUAUCUUCAGUGUAGCCCUCGUUUUCCUUGCUGCAUGAGUCACUUACCCGGUACUGUUGUCGUAUUGAUAUUCUUCUGGAAAUCUCCGAUUGACUUGGUGUCACGUGUCUGUCAUCUCGAAAAUGUCAGUGCUACUAAAUGAGGAGCCCUUCACCCAGCGGGGCUGUUUUAUCGCAGAUUUGCGGGAGGCCCGUCCUCUGGGAUUUGUCUUCUUUUCCUGUACUGAGGUGAAUAUCAAGUCCUUUCCAGUUACUCUGUAUGUCUUUGCAUAGCCACAUAUAUAACUUUAAAAGAAAUGCGUUCACUUUGUGUUAUCCAGUGUAAAGGUGACAUCAUAAUCGAGUAUCCACGUUGAAGCAUUUCUCACUCGUCAGGUGGCGCCUCGAGUGGGCGCAUCGCCGCCGUUAAGGAGCCACCGGUGAGGUGUGAGCUCCAAUCAAGAUGAAGGAGUCGCCGGCUUACGGCUACUUUUGCUAGAACGUCCUCAUAACUCCUAGAACGUCUUUCAUGUAGUUUUGUGUCUUCUCGGCCAUGUUGCCCUUCUUUCUACUAAUAUGAACUGACCGGCAGGUCCUUAAGUUAUUUCCUGUUUUGUACUCUCUGUGAAUAUGCAUGUGUCAGCUUUUGUAUAGCGCUACUCUGCUCUACGGUACGGCCUUCAUCAGAUUCUCCUAAAAUAAAACACAAAAGGCAAAGCGCCCCAAA
Molecule: messenger RNA, 2972 nt
Organism: Polypterus senegalus (gray bichir)
Lineage: Eukaryota; Metazoa; Chordata; Cladistia; Polypteriformes; Polypteridae
Gene: angpt1
Product: angiopoietin 1
Exons: 9
Coding region: 336-1841 (501 amino acids)
Biological process (GO): Tie signaling pathway; angiogenesis
Molecular function (GO): receptor tyrosine kinase binding
Source: RefSeq, a predicted model, not a curated record